UGCGCCGGCAAGAUGGCAGUUUUCAGAAGUUGGAGAUGGCUGCCAGGGGCUCGAUUGGGGCCGCAGUUCAUUCACAGCGAGGCUUCCGCGGCGCCUUCGGACGACCCCGUCGCCUCCCCCGCUUCUCUUUAUCCGCCCGUGGUGGCUUCACUUACCGCCAAGAGUAAGAUAGCCAAACUCCGGCGCCGGGAGGAAUACUUUAAAAGUAUUCACAACGCGCCUACGGUUGAGGAGAAAUUGGCGAUCUACGGGAAACGGCAGCGCCGCAAGUACGUGGUCUACCCGCAGACCUGGGCUUUAAACGCAGAUCGCUGGUACCAGCAUUUCACGAAGACCGUCUUUGUGCCAGGACUGCCCGCUUCGGUGUCAGUAAGCGAAGAAGACAAGACAGACGGUUUGGAUUUGGCUGAGCUCCGCUCCCUUGUAUGCGAAGUGCUCCUUCAGGAGUAUUAUUACCAGCGCAAGAAGCCCCCCAAACUCUUCCGUGGUAGCGAACAAGGUCCAGCGCCUUUCAUUACCCACCUGGUGCCAAAGCUUGCAGCCCACCUGACUUGUCUCAACCCAGCGCUGGGUUCCUCUUCCAUCCUAGACUUUCAGCCAGAUGUACAUUUCUACUGGUUGCGUGGGGAGACAGUGGUUCCCCGAGGACACCGGCGAGGCAGGAUUGACCCGUUGAGAUUUCAGAUUGAUGAUAAGCCACGCUGUCAGAUUCGUAUAAGAAAGCAACUUUCAGAGUUUGAGCCUCUUGAUUACCUGGGCCCUGGAGAUAUUCCUGUUAUCCAGUAUUUACCUGACAAACUUCCAUUGUUCAAACGACAAUAUGAUAACAAAAUAUUUAUAGGUUCUCAAAUAUCAGAUCCAUGCUGCUAUGGGCACACCCAAUUUCAUUUGCUUCCUGACAGGGUGAAAAGAGAAAGGCUGAUAAAAUUGAAUCUCACUGAUCAGGUUGAUGUUCCAUAUCGAGCCAAUGCAGUUGCAAGCCUCUUUGCGUGGACUGGAGCACAAGCAAUGUGCCAAGGAUUCUGGAGUGAAGACGAUGUGACUCGACCCUUUGUAUCCCAGGCUGUUAUUUUCGAAGGAAGAUAUAUUGCCUUUUUUUGUUACCAGUUAAACACCUUGGCUUUAACUGUUGAGGCUGACCAAAAUAAUCCAAGAAGGAACAUUUGUUGGGGGACUGAAAGUAAGCCCCUGUAUGAAUCAAUAGAAAAUAAUGAUGUGAAAGGUUUUAACGAUGAAGUCCUUGCACAGUUUGUUAAAUUUCUGUUAAACAAACCAAAGGAAUUAUGAUAAUCUGAUUAUUCUGAAAAUACCAAAAUAAAAUUAAGUGUUUAAACAUGUUAAAAGUGGAACUAUCAAAUAAUAGUCUUAUAUAAAAAUACUGGGAUGUACAAGAGUUGUAUAGGAAUGUUGCUGUUGCUGUAUAAAUGAAACAUUACUGCACCACUACGAGACAGACACAGCGUAGUUCAUGCAGAUUACAUAUGAGAAAAGAACUACAAUGUUGAACAGCUUAGUGCAUAUAUCACAGACAAGAAGCCACUUCUAAAUCAAAAUCAGAAAAAAGCAUACCAAAUGACCUUGCAUCAGAUAGCAAAACAAUAAGAUGGUAUCAUUUUUCUUGAUGCUUCUGGGGGCAUGGAAAACAUUUUAACUAAUUUAAUUGUUGCCGAAAUCAGGACUCAGGGAGAAAUUGCUCUUGCCAUUGCCUCUUUAGAAAUUGUGGCGACAUUAAUGGAAGGGAGGACAGACAGCCCAGUCAGCACUUACGUUGCCAUUUGACAUCAACAUUCCUGUCUAAUACAGGAUUGGGAUAAAUGAAUACCCGGACAAUGCCCUGUUAUCAGCUAGUUCAGUAAUAAAUUGGAAGCUUCCAAAUGCAGCUCAGAGCUGAAGAAGCUUCUUGGAUGAGAAACGAAGCAUACUCCCAAAAAAAACCCUAGAAAAUAGAUCUUCCUUGAAAAAGCUCCUUUGGAGAACCCUGAGCAUCACUAGAGCAUCCAAGGCCCCGGGUCACAACGACAUACUGUUCCUUGGAGUGGGAUAGAUUUUAAGGUUCACUGCACGGUCAGCCAGAUGGUUAGACAGGAUUUGAUGUUCUUGCCCAAAGGUAUUUAUUUGAUCUAAUCUUCAUUGCUCUUUUCUCCACCAUUUCUGCCAUUAUUACUAGUUCUUUAAUUUCUGCUUUUUUAAUCCAUCUCCAUGUUUUAUUCUUGGUAUAUCAUUUUGGGUUGUCCCAUAGCUGGACCCAGAACGGCACUGUUUCUUCUUUGACAUGGAUUCUUUACAGUCUCCAUUGAUGUAUUGGUGGAAACAUUUCUGAUUUGACUGAAAUUAAAGAUUCUGCAUCCACUGUGCAGUUUGAGCGUUGUAUCUGCUAAACCUGACUGUAGAUGUUAAUUGCUGCUUUAUUAGUUCCAAUGCUUCUUUCAUCUGUCUUGUUUCUAGGUAAUAUUUCUUGAUCAGAUAUUCUUGGGUCUUCUUGUCCUUAGCUUCUUUUCUUUCAUCUUUUCUGUCUUGCUUUUAUCUGAUCUUGGCAUACUGAUCUUAUUUUCCAAUCUGAUCCUCCAUUUUGGUGGUGCACAAUGGCUCUUUCCUCCUUUGUUGAUUUUGUAUCCAAGGUAUUCAGUUACAACUGCAGUCAUUCUGUACAUGAGUUGGUUUAUCUCUUGUAAUGAGCUGUGCUUAUAUUUGAUACUACACUAUUAGCAUCUUUUAAUACACUACUUGUGUAGUUGUUCCUUAAUCCAUUGAUGAACUGAUGUAAAUGUUAAUGAAAUCUUAAUUAGAAUCAUUCAAGUUAAUGUGACAAGACUUUUUCAAGACCGAGAAGUUAAAAUAGGAAAUGUUGCAAGAAAGGGAUGGCUGACAAAGCCACAGUCCGUGUAGAUUAUCUGAAAAAGAAUUAUUAGAGACGGGGGCAAAACAUUCCCACUGAAUUUUUGAAUCUGUGUGUGGCAGAGAGAGGGACAAUGAAUGAGGAAAGUGAGAUUGUUUGAAAAUAUGCCACCAGCUCCACGUUAUGCACCACACAGUAUAAUUAUUAUUGUUUAUUGCUAAGAAUUGUUGUGAAUUUUGUGUGUGUGUAUUUCCCCAAGGAGAAAGGAAGUUGCUUUUGUAAAUAUUUGAAACAGAUUCUUUAGAAAAUGCAUCAACGUUGCAGAAUGUUUCAAAAUUAAAACUUCUGAAAAGAGUCCUGGGAUUUCCUGCCUGUGCUUUAUUCCAGUCAUUGAGCGAUGGCAUGAGCACCUAUAUUUUUGUGCCUUCCUGUCAUGGAAAUGGAAAACACUGGAACAGCAAGAAUGCACCUGCAAGCCUCUCAUAUAUCAGGCAUUUAUAAUAAAUAAACAGUAUGAAAAUGUU
Messenger RNA from Thamnophis elegans (Western terrestrial garter snake), 3360 nucleotides. It is a transcript of the gene MRPS30, whose product is annotated as mitochondrial ribosomal protein S30. The record is from RefSeq and is a predicted model, not a curated record. The transcript is spliced from 5 exons. Gene Ontology annotation, molecular function: structural constituent of ribosome. Bases 13 to 1287 code for a protein of 424 amino acids. Gene Ontology annotation, biological process: translation. NCBI's taxonomy places the organism in Eukaryota, Metazoa, Chordata, Lepidosauria, Squamata, Natricidae. Gene Ontology annotation, cellular component: ribosome; mitochondrion; mitochondrial large ribosomal subunit.